AUGGACUUUGUCGCCACGAGCCCAGAGGCAUACUUUCAAGGCCGGGUCGACCACAUGCUGCACGUGUCGUUUCUUUCAGACCAGUUCUAUCAGGCGCUUUUGUCGGGUCGAAACGCCGUUGACCGGCGACGGAACCACGUCGUGGUCGUGCCGGCCCGGUCCAUCGUCAGUAUCGACUUUAGAACCUGGCACAAUGGCGGAACGGCUGAUACGGGUUUCCAUCACUUUGACCGACCGGCCGAGCUGGCGGGCAAUGGACCCGUGUCGGUGCGACUUGCCCACUGGGGCGGCCUGCUCUUCAUGGCGGUUGAGUUUUCUGGGCCAGAUCGAGGAAUCAACCCUCUUCAGGACGAGGAAAUCACCAACACCUAUGGGCCCGCAUGUCUGAUGAAGCUAUUGAAAAAGAUGUGGGAGACCUACGACUCGCUCAGUCUCCUGCUGUGGCUUUAUCCCGCCACUCUCCCGGACGAAUUGCCGCCGGGUAGGUUGUUGGAUUCGUGGUCACGACAAUUGGACGCCGUCCAUGGCGCCCUGGCCGCGUCCAUGACAGGCACGGCUUCCGAGUACCUCCACCAGCGCGUCAUGGAAGCGGCCAAGGGCGACGAGUACGUCCAAGACGCAAACAUUGACGACGUGUACGAAGUCAUCGGGCUCCAUCGCAAAACCGACGUGUUCCUGAAUGCUCUACGGGUGGAACGAGACGUCGACAAUAGGCUUCGGAUCUGGGUCUCGUACCGUGACGACUUAUCCUUCCUACUGGCCAAAAUGGAGAAAUGCAUGUAUCUGAUGAAAGGUAAUAUGGAGAUGGCUUAG
Molecule: messenger RNA, 813 nt
Organism: Fonsecaea multimorphosa CBS 102226
Lineage: Eukaryota; Fungi; Ascomycota; Eurotiomycetes; Chaetothyriales; Herpotrichiellaceae
Exons: 2
Coding region: 1-813 (270 amino acids)
Source: RefSeq, a predicted model, not a curated record